GUUUGCAACAAGCAAACAUAAGCGGGUACCCGAAAGAAUGCAAAUUGCCGGAGGCAGCUAAUGAUCCCGGCGGAGUGGGGCCGGCGGUCCGGUGAUUUCAGGCGAUUACCCCGGACUUUCAUAAGUGGCUUCACCAAGUGCGCCAUUUGAUCUCGUUUACCAUUUCCCCUAUUCAUCCCAUUUCUUCAUUUUUCAGGUUUCUUUCCGCGCCCUCACCUUCUCAUGAAUCUUUCGUUACGUCGUUUCAGCUUGUGCUACUCAAGCGUUUAAGCACAGGAGACUCCAAGAUGCCACUCACACAACAUGAAAUACACCCCACGGCCCUGGCUCAGCCACAGGGAUGAUCUCUGUUCGUUUCUCAACGAUUGGAGAUGAUGUGUUCUUUGCCACGCCUGGCUUUUUACCAAGCACAGCUGGUGUGGCAGCUUGUGGCGACGUUGACCAAUUGCCAUCACCAAUUGGAUGAUGAUCAUUAUACCCAGUGAAAGGGAUGGAGAAUAUUCGCAAGCAAUAAGUUUACACAGCCUGAAUCAUUUACAAAUUGGUUGCGUAGGUAUGGCGAGCUUUCGAUGUCGGGACCAGAGUCUCAAAUACAAUUGAACAAGGCGCUGAGAGAAAGUGACAUAUCAUUGCAGCCCGCCUCGCGUUUCAAAUAGACCACCAACACAAGCGAAACAAAGAAACCACCACGCUCAAACAGUCUAGGAGAAAGCCAUCCCAAGCCAAGACAAUUCCCAGCGAAAGCAAUCAACGCAUCCCUCCUUGCCCUAUCCUAGUCAUUAUCAUCCAUCAUAAGCAUUGAAGACGUUCAGUAUCUUCCUUGCACUCCUUUUAAUCUUUCAUCUAUCAUGCAACCUUCGCGAAGCACCACGCCUGUCUGCGCCGGCUGCAAUGGUUCUUUCCCGAUUCUUCAUAUCGUACCUUAACUGCCAGCAGCGGGGGGUGCCUGCCCUUCGGUCGACGUUUACGUAUAGAAACUGGAAAGACUGCUGCUUGCCUUGACAGGCACGACAGGAGAGGGCGCGAACGCACUCAGUGUGUCCUCUAGAAGUCUCUAUCGCCAUGUUCACUCCCGUCCCCUAUACCUCAUUUUCCCAAAGGCUGGAAGCCAGAAAGACAUGUUUCACUCCUCCAUAUCUGUGUCGUCGGAAAUUUCGAGCAUCAUGUCGUCUUGGAGUGCGAUCGAAGAAGUGUCUCGAUCCAGACCAAGAAAGGCGACUCGAUCCAAGACGUGGCUAAUGUCUCUUUGUCUCCCGUUCAUUCCCGGUCUCGUUGUUUCAUCGAUCCAGGAGUGAAACGCCUCGUCGUUAGGUUCCUCAUCAUCGCUAUCGAGGUCCAUCGGUUCAUAGGAUUCGUUUGGUUCAGCUCUCUCCUGGCUUGGGCAAUUAUGCACAACCCGCCAGCCGUGGUCAACACUACUUCGCCAUUAGACUUGUCACUAUCCGGGUGGAAGCACAAUCGACAAACCUGUCACAGCUUCCUUGGAAGGCAUACACUUGAGAAAGUGUGGGCACAGAGCCAUCCCUGGUCUGAUCAUGACUCGACGGGCUGUCCUGUUUGACAACAUAUGGGAGAGUCUGCACUAUUAGUAUGCUCUCUGUUGAAGGGAGAUGCAGUAACCCAUAACUUACCCAGGCUUGGUGGUUCUCACAUUCGUCUGCUGUCUUAGGGAGACAGGGAGAGGGAGAUUGAUGGCCUUGCUCUUGCGCUCCCGGAAGAGGCCGGGAGACUACCCCGUUACCGUAGGUAGUGGGACUGUCCUGGGACACUAUUUUGAGAUCUCCUUGAUCAUGCUUAUAGGCAAGGUCACAGUUGAUGCACACCCAACGACCAUUCUUUCUCUCACAUGCUUGUGAGCAGGUAAUGCACAUCGGAGCCACGGGCCCGCGAAGCUCAGAAUGAGGAUCCAUGGUAGGACGUAUGAAAGCACACUGAAUGAUGCUAGUGAAGCCCCCGAACUACCAAUAUCCUCCUUGCCUUCGAUGCUGGCGGCUGUACCAGAGGUUGAAAGAUGCCACGCAAGACGGAACUUCCAGGGGAUGAGGCUCGAGGAGUAUCGACGAGGAAGCUACAGGCAAGAUUCUUCCGGUUGCUGGAAAAGAGUAUGGAUCGAGUCGCCAGUCACUCUGUUUCUAUGAACAGAGCGAUGUUCUUCUUGACAGCAAAGACUGGAAAGGGCUGGUUCCAGAUGUGAUAACACACGGGGCUCCGUACAAGAUUACGGUGCUUUUGCGUGUCUCCGCAGACACGCCCAGCUGUUUAAUGGAACCGAAGAAGUGAUUGGCCGAUGAGGCGAGACGAUGCGAAUAACGAUCAGCAAUACGCUCAUAACAGGGGUACAGGCUACUGUACAUGUGCUGGCACAAAGGAGAGGCAGCACCGAUCAUCCCGGUAGUCUUCGAAUUUUGUUGGAGGAUACCCAAAAGUAGUGGAUCAACGGAAGAAGCAAUCGACGUGAAGAAAAAGAAAAGGGAACGUGUUCGUUGGUCGACUUGGAGUGAUGGAGUCGUCGUGUGUCGAAGCUACCAAGUCUUCAGGCGGCAUCCAACCAGAUGGCGCCUUGGGUCCUUGGUACAAUGACAUAGCAGCCCGGGCAAGGCAGCCUGGGGGGCCAUCAACCGAUUGGAGAGUUUCCAAACGAGGUCCCAUAAGUGGAAGAUGCUUAUGAGCGAGGCGCACACCAUGUUCUCAUUCAUAAGAGCAUUCCAGGCCUUCUUUGAUGAUUGAACGAAACGAAACGAAACGAAACGGAUGCGAAACAGAACAGAAGGCUGAAGCCAUACCUGCUGACGUGGACGUGGGAUUCGCCAGUGCCAUGGUAACGACCUGAAUCUGUCAACACUCGACAAGAAAGACUGACCAGUGCGGAACUGCAAAAGUCUCUCGUAUUUUGUGGCCAGAAGCAAGAGUUUCAGGUGAAGGAACCACAACCGUGGACAUAUGGGACUACUUAACAUCUCCUCCCUUUAAGCCACUCUCCUAAUCUGCACGCGUCGGCCCCCAAGAAUACAGAUUUCAGCUCGGAACCUUCAUUCCCAGCACCGAGAUUCUCUAGUGGUGUGAGACAGACCCUCUAUGUUUUAUGUAUUGGGGGUUGAUUGUCGCCAAACGUCCCUCAGCCUGAUUUCCAGCUAUGAAUAUUGGUGGCUGGCACCCUGUCAGAGCACAUGCUUUGGUGCCAGGUCUCAGCAGAGAGUAACUUUUGUCGCACAUUCCCAUCAGCCUACAGGGCUUUGCAGGCUGUCAAAGUAUUAAUACGAUAAAACUACCGCUAUCUCAGUGCAGUUGGGGGCUUGAAGGUCUACUUAAGAGGGCUUUACACUAUCGAAGACGACAGUGAACUGUUUAAGUACGCCACGAAGCUCCAAUCUACAGGGGUCACGUCCAACAUACUAUACGAUGAGCGGAUGCACAAGAUUAAGUUGGCCAAGAUGGCCAGGCUCCAGAUCAGAGUCAGUGACGGGUGUUACCUCCAACAAACAACUCAUUUAAUCAACGGUCAUCACGAUCAAUGCGCGUCUCUUCUCCAUCACAUACAGAUUGAGACAAACGUAGCGGAAUGCCGUUUAAAUGAUUCGCAGUUGGCUUGGCUGAUUCACUAGCCUGCCCAUUAGCAAACAGCGUGAGAUGCAAUGGGGAAAUCACUCUCUGUCAAGUGGACAGAUCUUGGGUGUGAAGCUGCGAACUUGCAUGCAGUGUAUGCACCAUUUCUGGGUGCAUCGCGCUAUUGUUUUCUCAUGCAGCCAUCACCUAUUGGAGAAGUUGGAUGGUGGACGAAAGACACGACCCUCCGCGGGGGAAAUACACGGUUGUGGCUUACACCGAAAUUCGCCGGCGAUCCACCCUUUUAGAGACUACCCAGCCAACAUCUGGUUCAUUAGUCUCGCGAUGACCUUGGUUGUCCAGAUCAAUUGUAUUGAUUGAUAAAGAUUUGUCUUCAGAAUAAUAGGACUUCUAAACAACAGACAAGACCCUCCUGAAAUCGAAAAACAAUCUGAUCAUAAAAGCUAUUCAUGCACCAGGUGUACCAACCAGCCAAAACACCAAAAUCAUAUUGCAACGGGUGUUCCUUCAAGAAACGACAGAAAGAGUAAUGCGUAUGAGAUCACGGGAUAUAUCAGGCCGAGGCAGAAACCAACAGGAUAACAUGUCCAAGUGCCAUUAGACCCCAUGCUGAUCCCCAGAUUUCGCACUCUGUUAAUUUCGAUCUCUCUUUCACCGCUGUGCAUGUGACGAGCUGUCAUUUUGGCCGCAAUAGUCGAGGGUUCUGGGAUAGCCAGGAUAACUCUGAGUGUAUUGAGGAUAUCGCUCAUCCCUCUGAGCAUUAUUGGCCGAAGUGCUGGUAUCGACAGUCCUUGUGAACUGGUUGUCAAAUUGUGAGAUAGUGUUGGUACCACGCCUGAUACCGUUUUGUUCGGCUUCAUCAGGAGACGAUUCAGUUCGAAUUUGCUGGCCGUUAACGAAGUCGGUUGUUCUUUGUCGAGGGUCAUCCAGCGAGUGCUGGGCCCCUGGCAAAUUUACUUGGUAUUGAUCGCCAGGAGUAUCGUUGGAUCCCUGGGUAAUACGACUAUUCGGAAUGGGUUAGCUGGUGGUCGUUGUCUUUCCAAUGAUAUCACCCUCACAUACCUUCCCUGGUAGGCGGGCUGAUUUGUUGGAGCAUAGGUGUAGCCCAGUGCACCUUGACUUGAGGCUGUUUGUUGAUAUGAUCGGUUCUGAUACGGAUAGUAGGCUGUUCCAGAGUGCUGAGUUUGGAGCAGGUGUUGGUGCAGCAUGACAUCCUGGGGUGCAGGAGUCUUGCGCUGUGGCUGCGGUGCUUGCCUUGCAUGGCUCUGGGUUAUAUUCGCGUCCGGAGACGAGAACCCACUCGCAUCUCUGGCGUAGCGAUCUCCCGAAGAGGUCAUGGUUGUUCGACGAGGAUCCUCAGGGGGAAGAGCCGACUGAUCGUGAACGUAUGAGAACAGUUGAGAGUAAGAGGCGGGAUGGAUGUAUCUGGUGGGCGACAGAUCCCUGUGAAGAAACUUUUAACUGGCAAUCAUCGCAUGGCGGGCAUGAAAGGGGUAUUAAUGCGCCAUCUCUCUGUUACGCGGUAAAGGGCUUGUGGCAAGCUUGGGCAAGGUUGAUCGGAUUGCAGAGAUGAAACACUUCAUAAACCCGUUUUUUUUUUUUUUGUGUUUUUUCGUACAGCACUACUGCUUGUCAAGGGCCUGAUAUUCGUCAGACAUUGCUGCUUUAAUGAAGGCUGGACGUCAUACGGUUUGCCAGCGAAUUGGUCUAGCAACUUCUGCCAGUUUGCGAAGGUCAGCCACGACAACAUGUGCUAGGAGAAUGAAAGGGUUAUUACAAGACAGGGUCGAUUUACAUCAGCCUGUGGCGAUACGAGAGGUUGUCGUGGCAUGAAAGAAACAUGGCCAACCUGGGAAUGGGAGUCAAUUUGCUCGCCUCAGCAUCUGGUUUGCUGCUGUUGACUGGGUCUUCUGUCACGAGGCAUAUACCUAGGCGGAAUGUUACUUUCAGAGGCAAAAGGCAUCUAUUAGAUGGAUCCUUGGGAUGACGACAUGUUCGAAAUCAUCAGCGUAGAUUACCUACGAUGAGAAGGUUCGCAUGGUACGCACAAAGGCAGUAUGUCAGCGGCAGCGGCUACUCCUGCGAGAAAGGAUGACCAAGCAGACAUCCUAUCGAGAUUCAUCCGUUGUUCAACUAGUUAUACGCGUCCCUUGGCUGUGUUUGGUUGGGUCAAGGGAACGCAACAAACGGGUCGAAAUACUCUGGUCAGGUUGCGACCUGGCAUCGUUUCGGAGGCGACUAAUCGGAGAAGGCUUGACUAAAACCAUUCGGCUUGGACAAAAUCCCAAACUUCAAAGCGCAGAUGAACAUACGAAUUUUCAGUUCUGUUUAGUUUCGCGCAAUGUGCAGGGAAAGGGUGAAAAGAAACGCAAUUUUACAACAAAGGAAGACUUGGAAGAUUGGCAGCGGCUGACAACAAUAACCUUGUGCCAACGACAUGAAGGGUAGCCGCAGCAUGGUCGAUCCUUUCCUGCUUGCGGAGGUUCCUUCGUGGAUUUGUGUGUGAAUGAUAUGGAAUGGAUAUUAUUUGUACAAGAGAACAGCAUAUUCUCUUACUGAUUCACUGUCCUCUUAGCCAGCCAUACACAAGGAAGAGGGUAAAAUUGUUUCACUUAAAACUGCUGGACCUACUACUUUCGCAUCUCAAGCAGCCACAGAAGGAACUUAUCGCAAAAGGUCUCGGCAACCCCGAAAACCCUAGGAGAUUCCGGGGAAAGCAGAGCUAGUAAAUGUAACAUUCACGGGGAUUGGCAAACCCCCGAUGAGGCUGAACGCAAUGAGUACCCCAGCAUCCGCUGUACGUUCGAGGUUCAUUCAUUAACACAGCAACACCUUGCCAAUGAAAAGGAGUGAUAUAACAUGCAAGAUAAGUACACAAUCAUAUUGUAUUCCUUCAUGUUACUAAUGACUAGGUGAAGAUAAAGAUAAACCCUGAUGUUGUUCAAAUUAUGGUUACCCCGCUGACCCUCAUCCAUCCUUGUAACUCGGGGUGGCAUUGAUGUUGGUUUGCUUGACCAGCUGAACAAUUCCAACAUCCACGGUGCCCCCAUCUUUCCUCCAAAAACUACUGCAAACUAAACUCACAUGUCACAAUCGCUGCCGCAUUUGCCUUUGACUAUUAUUGAUCACGGACACCACAAUUCGCUAGUUUGCAGCAGUGUUAGCCAUGUUUGGAUCCCUUGCAUCCCAAAUGUCUGCAUCGUGCGGUUGCAUGUCCAAUUACGUUGUUUGCCGGGAUAAGACGUGGCGUGAUAUCCUGUGCUUCAGGUUCCUCGAAAAGGAAAAAGAUUGAAUGAGAGCAAGCCAGGCUAUUCGACGAAGUCCACAGUUGAAGCAGUGGUCAACAGGACAUUGCGCUCCCGGUUUUCGCGUUGAGACUCUGCAAAGAUCAGGACCACUUCACUGGUGGCAGCAUGUCAGAAUGUUGUCGAACAAAUCGGGCUGUGAACUUACCAGAGGUUCUGCACAAUGCCUUUUUGGUUGUGGUCCCUCCACCUGUUCACUGAAUAAGCUGCAUCCUAAAGCCACCAGCCGAGCUUUGUUGCCUAGGUCAUUUUGGUCCCGUUCUCUUUGAGAGGAUUGAACUCUUUCCCUCUUCGUGUUAUAGGGAAAACCUUCGCUGAUUUUUGACAAGUCGUUCGGCAAACUGAAACCUUCCCAGGGCCGAUCAGCAUCCCUCAACCAAGCCCACACCUGGGCUUCUUUGGUCCGAUCCCCGAUAGAGGCGGCUAUAAUCCCAGUGCGAGUCGCCAAGAGAAGCUCUCGCUUGACUGUGGCCUAUUGUUUCAGUGCUGUGCGUGGAAGCAUUACCGCCCUUGGAGGGUACAGUGCGUGGCCGACCGCUGUGAAACGAAGUUGUCAAGACUUUCUUCCGACUACUGCGUCUGAGAUGCGUCGCUUUUGAUGGAUCCAUAACAUGAAUAUGGUUGCAAGAAAACACUUUCGUAUUGAUCGCUAUCUACUUUGUCCUUCAUCGGCACGAAAUCCUCCUGGCUCCUUCUAUAAUCUACCAUGGCAUGCGGCUCAAAAGCAACUUGAUCCCUUCAAAGACCUUAGGUACCCACAUUCGUGCCCAAAGCAGUGAACUGUGACAACUGCUAGUCGUACCUCAAGAUCAUUGCUGGGCACAGCCGUGUGAGUACCGCCCCUGGUUCUACUGGAGGCUGGUUCUGCGGACACUACGCCUCAAGGCUGUGGUUUUCUUGUGACACUAUUCAGAUUAGAGGGGAGAAUCAUGACUGCACUGCCCUAUGACGCUGAAUUUCAGUCACACUUCCGACUCGUCGGCCUUAAACCGCCCUGCCCAACAGCAGAAUCGGCAUGUCUCAUGGAAGCUGCGAGGCAGACAAUCCUCAGCACCCAGCCAUCGCUACUGUUAUGACUUGUUCCCUGGCAUACACACUUACGGCUCUUCCUAAAUCACAGACUGAAUGGAUCCAUGACCACGCAGAUUUCAUGAACGUGGAGUGGCCCCAAUGGAAAUGUUUUCAUUGCGAAGGUCCAAAGACAUGCGUCAUGCUGGUCGCUGUGCAGCAUACCGGCCUGAACCAAAAGUGCUGCAUGUCUACUGCGGUUGCCUGGCUUGGCUUCUGAUGUCUGGCACACAGCCCUGAGAUCGACUUGAAUAAAGCCUAGCUCAUAGUUUGAUGAAGCUGCACAGCUUUUCUCAGCAUCGCCCCCUUUUUCACCACGUCAUGACGUACAUUGCCUCUUCACGCGCACUUCCCACGACAAGAUAGUAAGCAACUGCAAAAGAGGCCCAGCACACCGAGAGGAUUCUACUCACAUGUGCGGAUUUCAAUGUCCGGAGGUCAAGCGCAAUAAUCGGCUUUCAAAAAUCUUUCGACUAAUGUUUGCGCCACUCUCUGGAUCAGCAGGGCCCCGAGAGUGUGAGUUUUCUGGGUUUCUAUACAAACACCCACCCCUUAGGCAACCACUUUUGCCGAGCUUUCUACCAAUCAUUAGGUUCUCUCAUACCAAAUCACUCAAGAGAAUAUCAAGGAGCGUUUCGGAAUUCGGAAUCUCAGGCGCUUUUGAUGCUUCUCAGAAUUGCUGAAAUUAAAAUAAGUUUCUUGGCCCGAUUUUUUAUUCGAAAUUCAACCAGGGAGAUGGAUGCAAUGAAGGAUAUCUGCAUUUGGCCCGCUCGCAUUGAGUUCCGGCUUCUGACGCAAAUCCCCGAGGGACAUAGAGCCCGGCUCGUUACGUUGCGCCCAGCACAAGGCCAUGAGUUCAAAAAUUGGCAAUGUUCACAAAUGGUUUCGCGUAAUGCCUAAUCUGGCAGGUUGGGUCUGGAUUCUCAACUCCUUCAACUUGAGUGUUGCUACCUCUGGCGCAUAACGCCGUUGUUGCUGACGACACAUCUAUCUCAACUUUCAACCGCUACAUUAUCGGAAAAGUAUAUUGUCAACUGUUGGAAAAGCCAAAUUCAAAUGAAGUCACUUCCAUCGUCUUUUCAACCUUGACAAAUCUGAUGUGUCGUCGAUCCAACCUGAUGGUGAUUGGUCGUCUAGACGCAGUGCCGCGCCAGUGGCAUUACCAGGUCCACGCACGAAGCAUUGGAGCACUAAUUGAACAAACCUGGCAUUGGUAGACGCACCACGUGGCAGACUCAUAGUAGUCUAAUUGCCGAUAGUGACCUGGUCCUGGAGAUCUACUUGCUCGUCACACAUGAUUGCUAGGCGUGCAACGACCCAGAAGCCGAUCAGUCGGCUUGUGCUUGGCGAAGGAUCUCGUACAAGUACAAGUUAUACAAUCUGGAGAGUAGAAGCUACUGGCUGGGUCAAGAUCAAUGUCAAAUGUGUUGGGUUCAAGAAUGCAUUGGGCCGCAACAAAUGUACCGUCCAAUUCACUGUGACCCAAAGCCCCAAUGACUGGAUCAUACAAUUCAAGCCUUACCCAACCACCCAUCUAUCUCACAAAACACAGUGAAUGUGUCAGAGCACUCUGAACAGUAGUGAGGGUAUCCGCAACAAUGAUUCGAGCGUCCCGGAAUUUCCAGGCGAGCCUAGCUCCUCGUCAGCCUCACUUUUCUCGGCCUGCGCAUCCAUAUCGACCAGUCGAUUCCAUUACAAAUAUUGCAUCCAAUCAAGGAAGGUGUGAUGUUGCUGCGUUUUCUAAAACUCGCAUGUUAUCGAUCAUAUGUGGACUCUAUUCGUGCUCCUGAUAUGUUGCACAAGCGCGAGAGGUGUGAAAUCUUCAGGGACCAGGUUUCAUAUGUGAAGAACUUAGUGAUAGAUCAUAUUAGAGGAAAACGUUACAUAUUGGGCCAUCCUGAGGAAGCUAAUUGGACCGAUGAAUCAAUCUUUUGAUGCCUGACAAGCUUACAGCUGCUCUGCUGGGAAAUGUCACUGAUGUGAUGUGGUGUGAGAUGCAUGAGCAGUGCUGACAUAUUGAAAACUCGGUGACUCUGCUCCCUUGGGAGUAAAUCCUAGUGUUAUUCGCUUGUGACGAUUAAGUUUGCGCAGACCAAACUCAAUGCUAUGACCCCAGGUCUUUCUAAACCAAACAUUAGAGGGUGAUAUGCAAGAUAGGGUAGACCGGCAUUACGGCCUAACAAGCUGUUAAUCUGCCUAAUGAGCAAGACGGAGGAAGCCCGGAAGGAUCCACUUUUCCCGGCCGUGACACAAGGACAACUCUUCAUAGCGGCUUGCCUUUGCUCUGUAGAUACCAUCGUUUAAUUUUGAGCGUCAC
Messenger RNA from Fusarium odoratissimum NRRL 54006, 10254 nucleotides. RefSeq lists its product as uncharacterized. The transcript is spliced from 2 exons. The record is from RefSeq and is a predicted model, not a curated record. The coding region runs from base 5602 to 6012 and encodes 136 amino acids. Lineage: Eukaryota; Fungi; Ascomycota; Sordariomycetes; Hypocreales; Nectriaceae.